UGUUGCGCCUGAACAUCACACGUACUCCGGUCUGAUGUUACAAGGCUUUUUUUGUCUUUCUGCAUCCUAACCUGUUGCCGCUCCUCUAGCCCUCCCACUCUCUGUCCAUUUGCAUGUCCACCCUUUACCAGGCCAGCUGCUGCUGCCCUUUUCUUUCUUCAUGAUGAAUUCUAAUCAUCACUUUCAAAGGAAAGCGUCUCCAAGGCUCCUUUAUCAACUGCUCGUACUGGGAGGAGGGAGGCAACUGUCCGACACCCACUCAGGCUGCUCCUCUCACCACUUCUGAUCUGCAGACCGGGAGCACUUCCUAUUUGUAACCUGCCUCUUUGAGUUUGGAGGAAGCAAGAUAUGGAAGAAGAAGCUCUGCGCUGAUGCCAUGAGGUUGAUUCUGGUUAAACCCACCAACGCAACGCGACGCCUCGACUCGACAGGUGAAGUCUUCCCCAACGGGGACCAUGAGCAUUGCACCUCGGGCGGUCUGCCCCCUCCGACAAGAACCCCUGAGCACGAUCAGUACUCUGGAACCCCAGUCGAGGCAUCUUCAUCCCCACAGGAGACAAGUCUGUGCUGCGUAGCACCUUCACCCCAUGAAAAAUCAAAUGGAAUCAAUCAAGUUUCAAACCAGAUGUCGCCGCUGAAAACUCGGAACCUAACCUUAUCCCAGCUGAGCGAUCAGGAGUGGCUGCUGCUUUGUGGCCAGGUCAGCAGCGUAGGAGAUGAUUCGCCCUCGGCAGAGAGAGGAGGAACCAGCGGGGGCCAUCCAAACCACAACGACAGAUGUGGAUGUUCCUGUCCUGACGCACACCAGCAUCCACAGACUUUUCAACCGGCAUCAUCACUUGGCACAGUGCAGGACCGUCCCUCCAGAGUCUCAAGUAAGAGAAGACUUUCAUGCUCACCACAUACCCAGUCUUUCUCUCAGAGCAGCCAAGGUUCAACCUCAUGCCAGGUUUUACCACAGCAAACCAACCAAAGGGAUCUUUUCAAACCUGCAACAAACCAACCGCAUGACAAUUUCAUGCCUCAGUGCAGUGACCAUGACGGUCAGAAGGAGCUUUCGCAGCGGCAGCACCCUUGCAAUCAUUUCAAACUCAAGGACAGCAGCCAAGCAACCUGCCCCAAUUUGUUCAACAUUCCUCUAAACUCAGUUGAGUGUGCUGAGUCGAAUCAGAUACUUCACCAGCGGCCUCAGCCUGCCGUCACUGCAGACCUCAAGUGGAGAGAGAUCUUUGGUAAAGAACCACUGUUGGUUCAACAGCGUCAAAAUCGAGACUCACGUGGCUCCAUGACUGGUGAUCAGGCCUGUAAAUCACCUGGGGAUCCCUCGAUCAUCCUCAAGUGUCGUCACCUCCCUUACAACCUCCUGACCAGUACUGCACGCAUGAAGAGGUCAUCCACUCCAGACAAAAGUGUCCAGUCCUUCUCCAUCAGCCAGUACAGUUCACUUGAGAACCAGGAUUUAGUCGAGGAGAGAGCUAAACAGGGACAAAGUCAGACAUCCUCUGAACUCCUCGGUGGGUCCAAAGUCUCCCUCUCUAAACAUUCUCCCCCGCCAGCGGACAACUUAGAAACCAGUGGCUCAGUUAACGGGGAUGCAGUGCGACCGCUGAGCAGCUACGGCGCUCUGAGAUCCAGUCUCGCAGAUCUUCCCUCGGGCCAACAGCCUCUUCAGCUUCUUAACAGUGCCAUCCUCGAGGACGCCUUCUCCAAAGUCCUCAGAGAAGACUCCAGUAAGGCCAACAGCGACAACCUGAGCAGGGAGGAGGGCAGCGCACCACAGAAGAGGACCAAGGACCUGAGCUACCGGCUGGGCCAAAGGAGAACUCUCUUUGGGAAGCGUAAACAACUGAGUGACUACGCGUUGGUCUUUGGGAUGUUAGGCAUUAUCGUCAUGGUGAUCGAGACAGAGCUUUCCAGGGGAUUUUACAGCAAGGAAUCCAUAUACUCAUAUGUCAUGAAAGGCCUAAUCAGUCUUUCUACUGCUAUUCUCCUUGGACUCAUUGUGAUGUACCAUGCGAGGGAAAUCCAGCUCUUCAUGGUGGACAACGGGGCAGACGAUUGGAGGAUAGCUAUAACCUUUGAGCGGGUUCUCAUUGUCAUGUUGGAGCUUCUGGUCUGUGCCAUCCAUCCAAUCCCGGGCCGGUAUAUGUUCACCUGGACGGCUCGACUGGCCGUCAGUUACACGGCAUCAGUAGCCGACGCUGACGUGGACAUCCUCCUCUCCGUGCCCAUGUUCCUGCGCCUCUACCUGAUAGGCCGGGUCAUGCUGCUCCACAGCAAACUGUUCACGGACGCCACCUCCCGCAGCAUCGGGGCCCUCAACAAGAUCAGCUUCGACACUCGUUUUGUGAUGAAGACCCUGAUGACCAUUUGCCCCGGCACAGUCCUGCUGGUGUUCAGUGUGACCUGUUGGAUCAUUGCAGCGUGGACCGUGCGCCUGUGUGAGAGGUAUCAUGAUGCACAGGAGGUAACUAGUACCUUUCUUGGAGCAAUGUGGCUGAUCUCCAUCACCUUCCUGUCCAUCGGCUACGGAGACAUGGUCCCUCACACCUACUGUGGAAAAGGUGUUUGCCUAUUAACAGGAAUUAUGGGAGCGGGCUGUACUGCUUUAGUUGUUGCUGUUGUUGCGAGGAAGUCCGAACUCACCAGAGCCGAAAAGCACGUCCAUAAUUUCAUGAUGGACACUCAACUCUACAAAAAGAUAAAAAACACAGCAGCCAACGUGUUGAGGGAGACGUGGCUCAUCUACAAAAACACUAAGCUGGUGAAGAAGAUCGAUCACGCCAGAGUACGCCACCAUCAGCGAAAAUUCCUGCAAGCCAUCCACCAACUGCGAAGAGUCAAAAUGGAGCAAAGGAAAUUAACUGACCAGGCCAAUACAGUCGCUGACCUUGCCAAGACUCAGAACAUGAUGUAUGAUCUGGUGUCGGAGCUGCAGCAUCGGAGCGAGGAGCUGGACGGGAGGAUCGUAGCUCUGGAGGCGAAACUUGACUCCAUCCUCCUCAGCGUGCAGUCGCUGCCGAUCGUGCUUUCUCAAGCAAUAACAAAGCUACAGAGGGAUUUCCUGGACAACUUGGCUUGUCGUGUCCACUUCCUGUCGUCCUCCCUGAGCUCUGAGUGCUGUCCCGUCCCUGCCAGGCAGCUCUGUCCGGGAUCCACCCCUCCAGAGACACCGUACAGCCAAUAGACCUCGACAUCCUUUUGUUGUGCUGGGAUGAAUUUCCACAACCUUCAGCAUUGGGAGUUACAGCUAUAGAGUCAAGUCUGGAGGAAGGGAUGGACAUCAUUUCUUAGUGUCCUCUGCUCCAAGUUGUUGGUUCAGGAACCAGGUUUCCUCCUGUUUGUGAGCAAAUUGUGAGCAAUUUUCAUGGAGCUCAUGAAAAACACUUUUACAAAUGCAUAUAUAAAACAUGAACAAAUAUUCAUUAUUGAUUGAUUUACAGACAACCCCUACACCUUAAAACAGUUUGCCUGAAGGUGAAACAUCCAUUUAACACAAUCCAUUCAUUUUCUCCCAUCCCUUAUAUUAGACUUUUGUUAGACUGUGUUCCACUACUUUUAAUAAAUGUUAUUGUAUAGGCCUGUCUAUAUAUCUCAGUGGUAUCAUCAGUCUUUAAGUUGUAAACAUGAAAAUGUUCUAAAGAAUAGAAAAACUUUAAUAUAAAUAUUUAUUCAUCUUUAUUCUUUUGAGAACCAUUUUUACAGUAUAGUUCUGAAACCUUGAUUCGUGUCAUUGGCCGUAGCCAACACAACAUUAUUAUCAUGGGUUUUAGACAUUAAAGAGACAUGUAUCUAGACAUUGCAUUAAUUAAAUAGUUCUGAU
Hippoglossus stenolepis (Pacific halibut) is the source of this 3823-nucleotide messenger RNA. Its product is annotated as small conductance calcium-activated potassium channel protein 1. Lineage: Eukaryota; Metazoa; Chordata; Actinopteri; Pleuronectiformes; Pleuronectidae. Gene Ontology annotation, cellular component: neuron projection; neuronal cell body; plasma membrane. The transcript has 10 exons. The record is from RefSeq and is a predicted model, not a curated record. Gene Ontology annotation, biological process: potassium ion transmembrane transport. The coding region runs from base 377 to 3187 and encodes 936 amino acids. Gene Ontology annotation, molecular function: small conductance calcium-activated potassium channel activity; calmodulin binding.